Lindgomyces ingoldianus is the source of this 1917-nucleotide messenger RNA. RefSeq lists its product as uncharacterized. The record is from RefSeq and is a predicted model, not a curated record. Bases 1 to 1917 code for a protein of 638 amino acids. The transcript is spliced from 5 exons. NCBI's taxonomy places the organism in Eukaryota, Fungi, Ascomycota, Dothideomycetes, Pleosporales, Lindgomycetaceae.
AUGCUACCCAGCGCCCACCUGCUGACCACACCGACUUCGCUCGCCAACUAUAAACCUGAAGACCUAUCGUCGACUGCGUUUUCGUUACUUUCAUCGAGUUACCUGUUUCUGCAGGUCGACCGCGACCUUGCCCAUGAGGAGGAGCGUAUGGCACAUCCACCAAGGCCAAAGAGCAGAAACGACGAUGCGGAGCUAUGGUUUUCAAUGCCUAGUAGUGCGAGGCGGGAGCACCAACAGACUCGGGGUCCAGAGCAGUCGGCAUACCAAGCAACGUCAACUCGGCAUAGCUUCCGCAGAUCUGCAUCACCAAGUCGAUUUCCACCGAUACCAUUAAUAUCUACGACUACAGCUGUCAAUAAGCCGCUACCACCCUCCCCCGAGUCCGAGAAGAAGAAGCGCAAGCCGGCUUCGCUGCGCUCCUUAAUCCGGCGCCGGCCCUCAGACCAGCUUGAUCCGUCCCACCUCCAGCCUGAACCCUACCAGAACCACCAACGCUCUUCGUCCGCUAACGGGAACUUGAGCCCCACGCCAUAUCAGUAUUAUUACCAGCAGCCAUCUUCCCGCAGCAUGCCCUCUUCACCUGCGGAGUACUCUCAGGCUUCAUCCCAAGUCCCUAUCCUCGCUCGCGCCCAUUCCACCACCGUAAAUAUGUCGACGCCUACUCAGCCCCAAACCUACCCUCAGCGGUCAUCCUCUACUAAUGCGUAUUUCGAACCACAACCUCCUCGCGCCCGUCGCACCUUCCCGGAGACGAGUACACCUUCCAGUGCAACGACUCGCGACUCCAUCUCAGAUAGACCGCGACCCCAUACCUGGUUAUCACCAACCGAGCCCUUCGAGGAUGCAUCUGAAUUCCAUCUUUUCGUAGAAGCCACUAGUGGACUUUCAGACGGAGGUGGAGGCUUCGACACGCUCUCCCCAAAUAGCCCACCACGCCUCCAAGGCUCCCUCUUCGGUCGCGGCCGCCAAAAUGACCGAAUACCAAUCCCACUACAAAACCCUCCCGCGGCCCAACCCUCUCAAACUCACCCUGUCGGCGGAUGGCAAACUAUGGGCUAUGACUUCAUUCCACCUCAGCCUACAGAUUCUCAAAUGACAGCAUCGGCCCUACCACGUCUGGAUCCUAAUGUGCAGUCUCAUUUGACUCCCAACAUGAAUGUCAUCAACCUGGAAUUAGAAAGAUUAGGGUUAAGUGAGGAAGAAGAGGCUGAGGAUGAAUUGCCCGAUUAUGCGCAAAGUCAGGCGGAAAUGAACGCAAUGAGGAGGCGAGAGGCGACCGAUCGAGCUAGGGAAUUAGAAGCUAGACACUGCCCAUGGACCUACAUUGAGUUUGAUUGUGGUGGCUGGUCUGUGAAGAAGGGAAGAAAUGAUUCAAUUCUGGGGGCAAUGGACGAAAGGUCUGAUUCAUUUAAUUCUGAAGCCGACGUCCCUGCGGACUUCUGCCGCUGUUUUGUUCGAUUCACAACAUUGAUACCCUCGCUUGAUACUAUUCACUUUGGAAAAUUAGGUUGGAAGAUUUCGUGGUUGUAUGGAUAUGGAGAUAGCAUCAACGGACUGGUCAAGUGUAUGAUGGAACGAAGACUUCGAAUGGAUAUAGUCAUAUUUUCACCGAAGUUUCUACAAUAUGCUGCUACGAUGAACGUGGAGUUUUCACUUGCUACUUCUCUGGCCUUCCAUUUCCUCCUUGAGCAUUUGCCAGCGAUGCUGCAACUCUUACCGCAAGCACGAAUCCUUCACUUUCACUACGACACACGAAUUCAUCCACCUCAAACCCCUAAAUCUGCCUUCAGCGAUAGCUACACAUACGAUACGGUCGGCGCUAAUAUUCCAUCCGUCCAAUUGACGCGCGCGACAAUGAAAACCCAAACUACCGUCCCAAUAGCGUCGCUGAUUCCAGCGCCAACCCAUGCAUGUUAA